Messenger RNA from Linnemannia hyalina, 564 nucleotides. Lineage: Eukaryota; Fungi; Mortierellomycota; Mortierellomycetes; Mortierellales; Mortierellaceae. The record is from the annotation of a GenBank genome assembly.
AUGAAAACCACCACUGAGAUCUGGAAGGAGGCCAUGGGCAAGAUUAAUGAGUGGGGUGUGCAGGCGACAAACAGCUACAACGCGGCCAGGAAGCGAGAAUACAAACGCGCGGUGGACAGAGGUCGUCAGGUACCGAGGCCAGUACCCAUACACUGGUGGCCCCCUUCGGAUGCGGAUCAUGUACGAGGAUUUUCCUCCAUCGGUGGAGCUCGAGCCGUGCACAGCGGCAGUCCUGCUCCCGAUCGAGACGAGAGACCGAUGUGGAACGUGUCGGAUCUCCUCCGCGGCAUCACCCCCUUGAGCAUGUUGACUGAAUGGUCCGCGGUCUUCCGGACCCCAAUGUCCAUCGCCAAGACAGUCCUUCACAAGUUUGUUGGCUACCUGGAGGCGCAGGCCUCGGAGCUGAUCUGGAAACCUCGGUGCUCCGCAACGAGCGCGUGGGAGCAGACCCAAGGUAUCUCUGCCAAGAACAAGACAUCCAAGUACACAGGCCCCGAGGUGACUGGAGUCAAGGAUACGGUUACAUCACGCAUGAUGGUUUCUGCCCGUGUGGCGCUUCGCUAG